Messenger RNA from Drosophila persimilis, 2673 nucleotides. Its product is annotated as protein KRI1 homolog. Bases 35 to 2656 code for a protein of 873 amino acids. NCBI's taxonomy places the organism in Eukaryota, Metazoa, Arthropoda, Insecta, Diptera, Drosophilidae. Gene Ontology annotation, biological process: endonucleolytic cleavage in ITS1 to separate SSU-rRNA from 5.8S rRNA and LSU-rRNA from tricistronic rRNA transcript (SSU-rRNA, 5.8S rRNA, LSU-rRNA). The transcript has 4 exons. Gene Ontology annotation, cellular component: 90S preribosome; nucleolus. The record is from RefSeq and is a predicted model, not a curated record.
UUGAUUAAACAAACCACAAAAUAAGCCUAUAACUAUGAGCGGUAGACUAUUUGAUGGAUCGGAAGACGAGGCUGACGACCUGCAGUUAACGACCAACCAGGACUAUGCCAAGACGUACAACAUUCUGCGCAAGAAAGAGCUGCUUCAAAAAUAUAAAGAUCGCGGCCUGGAUGUGUCCGAGUCCGAGUUCGACAGUGACAGCGAAUCAUCGGAGGAGGAUGAGGUGGAUCCCCAAUUCGAUCAAGACUUCUUCAAGACACUCUCUUCGCUGAAGAGCAAAGAUCCACGAAUAUACGACAAGGAAACGCGUUUCUUCAACGAGUCCGAGGACGAAGACAACAAAGAUGAGCAAACAAAAAAGAAAAAGUCCAGCAAGCCCAAGCCGGUCACAUUGAAGGACUACGAACGAAAGGUUAUUCUCGAGCAUAAUGGCAAGUUUGAGAGCUCCGAUGACGAGCAACAGCAGAAGGAGGAGGAGGAGUUUGAGCGGGCACAGUCACCCACUGCAGUGGAGGAAGAGCGACGCCUAAAGGCAGAGUUUAGUAAGGUAAUGAGCCAGGAGGACAACGGAGAAGAGGAGGAGUUCGGUGGCAUAUUUAAGAAACGUACCAAGACUAAAGAGCAAACGGAUGCGGAAGAGGCGGAUUUUGCCAAGUGGCUGACGGGCCAACAGACAAAGAUUGAACAGAAUGACAAAGAGCAGCUGGAACCCCUGAAGGAAUACUGGAGCAGCAACAAGCUGACGCAGGGCGAGUGUUUCCUCAGGGACUAUAUUCUCAGCAAGGGAUACGCCAACACAGAUGCCUCGGAGAUACCCACCUACGAUGAGAUUGUGGGCGACAAUGCCCCGCUGUCCGAGGACGAGCAGGAACUGGAGAAGCAGGCCGAGUUUGAGCAAAAGUACAAUUUCCGAUUCGAGGAACCAGAUGCAGAGUUUAUCAAGCGUUAUCCUCGCACCGUAGAGCAAUCGAUUCGUCGCACAGACGACAAGCGGAAGGAGAAGCGCAAGGAGGUAAAGGAGCGCAAGGAGCAGGAGAAACAGCAGAAAAUGAAGGAACUGGAUCUGAUCAAGGACAUGAAGCGCAAGGAAAUCGAGGAGAAAAUUCGCAAGCUGAAAGCAGUUACGGGCAACGAUGAGCUGGGAUUCAGGGACGAGGAACUGGAGGAGGACUUUGAUCCGGCAGCCCACGAUCGUCGCAUGCAAGAGUUGUUCGACGAUGAGUACUACAACGUCGAUGAAGGCGAAGAGAAGCCAGAGUGCCCCUCGGAUAUUGACGAAUUGACUCUGGAGGACUGGGACAACUAUGACCCCAGGAAACUGAAUGAAAUGGAUCACGAUGAUGUCGAGCACUGUGAAGAUGAUGAUUUCAACAUGGACUGCGACUACGAUCCAUCAACGUCGAAGCAGCAACUGCAGCAGGAGCUGAUCGAGAACACACGCGGUCGCAAGGGUCGCAAAGGGCGACGCAAUCGUUUCAUGGAGAUGAUUCAGGCGGAGAAGCCAGCCUUUAACCCCGAAGAAGAGAAGACCUACGGCGAAUACAUCGACGAGUACUAUCAACUGGACUGCGAGGACAUAGUCGGGGACCAGCCGUGCCGCUUUAAGUACGUCGAGACCACACCGAACGACUUCGGCCUGACCAUCGAAGAGAUCUUGCUGGCCAAAAACAAGGAGCUCAACCAAUGGGCUAGUCUCAAAAAGGCAGUGCAGUUCAGACCAGAGCAUGUGGAAAAAAAGGAGCAACGUUUAUACAAAAUGAAGGCCAAGAACGAAGAUCUCAAGCGAAAGAUAUUCAAGAGUCUGUAUGGGGAUGAGGGUUCCGAUGAUGAGGAUCAGCCAGCUGGGGAGAGUCCCCAACCGGCCGCACCUGCUGACACGAGCAGUGUGUCUGCAACAGCAGCUGCUCAAGUCCCCACUGAGGGCCUGUCCAAAUCGAAGAGAAAACGUUUGAAACGUAAGGCAGCAGCAGCAGUUGCAGGGAUUCCCAAACAGAUCGCAAAGGAUAACGAUAAUGAAGUGAAUGAUUCAGAGAGCCGAAGGGAACAAGAUGAACCUGCCACAAAAAAGAGCAAGGAAGUGGAAGAUCAAACACCCAACGAAGUCGAGAAGCAGCAGCAGCAGCAGCAGCAGCAGGAAAAUAAAACUAAGACAAAUAAUGCUGUUGGUAAAAACCAAAAGUCCCCCAAAACAGUGACUAAAGCUAGGCCAGCACAAAAUCAGAGUCCAAAAGGCUCAACAGCAGAAAAAUCAAAUGGCAAUAACCCAUUUAAUAGGAAUCAAAAUCAAGCGAAGCCUCGAGCCCAGGCGGCAGUCAAAAACUUCCAAGGUAAACGGAAGCAAGGGUUAAAUGCAUCCUCUGAUGGCAAUCCCUUCCAAGGCAAAGAGAGAAAGGCGCCAAAUGCACCAACAGGGACCAGUCCCUUCAAAGGCAAACAGAAUCAAGCGACAAGUCCGUCAUCUGGUGCGAAUCCAUUUAAAAAAUCAAACCAGAAGUCUGGAGAAAGACCAUUCCCAGCAAAGAAGACGAACAACUUCAAAGCAAAAAGCAGGACAGACACGAAUCCCAGUGGAAUAACCGACGAUCGCCUGAAGGCCUAUGGCAUAAAUCCCAGAAAGUUCCACAAAAGGGAAAAGUAUGGAAAAAAGGAUAACUAAGGCCAGGCCAGCGUAAG